Messenger RNA from Homalodisca vitripennis (glassy-winged sharpshooter), 2325 nucleotides. RefSeq lists its product as uncharacterized. Bases 441 to 1721 code for a protein of 426 amino acids. Gene Ontology annotation, molecular function: monocarboxylic acid transmembrane transporter activity. The record is from RefSeq and is a predicted model, not a curated record. The transcript is spliced from 7 exons. Gene Ontology annotation, biological process: transmembrane transport; monocarboxylic acid transport. NCBI's taxonomy places the organism in Eukaryota, Metazoa, Arthropoda, Insecta, Hemiptera, Cicadellidae.
UAAUAGUAACAUAAUAAAUAAUGCACAUUUGACUCUUUACACUCAUCCUGAAAACUCUCAGAGACUGUCAGAAAUUUGAUAAUAUAAGCAAAUUUAAGUCUAUACUUUGUCCUUAAAAGAUAUAAAACAUUAGCAGGAAAUCGGUGUUUGCAUUUAGACACACAAGUGAUUAACAAACUGUCUAUAUUGGGAAAUGUGUGUUUCCAAAGUGAAUUUUAAUGAAUUUCAAAUGUGUUGAGGGCUUCAUUAUGGGUUGGAUUUGGGACUUUUAAAUUAAAUUCAAAAAAUAAUCUGGUACUGUAUAUAUUGAAAUAUUAUUACAAUAAAUCUAUUGUCAAUAUUUUGUAGCACUGUUUGUAUUACUGAUAUUGUUGGGAUUUCUGAUUCGACCACUGAAACCAGUUCUGGUUGUCAUAAGAACUGACUCAUUCGAUGCCACAAUGCGCCAAAAAGACUCUGUGGAUAUGACAUUAUUUCGUAUGCCAACAAUAGAAGCAACAAGUAUCGGACCAACCUCAUUAGUUCGUUCUGGGAUGUUACCCACCAUAUCACAAAUGGCACGGAUGUCGGGUACAACAUUAAGUGAUGACUCAAGAGUAGACUUGACCUUUUUCCGAGUUCCAAAACAACCCAGUGCAGUUCAGUCUACAUUUCAAAGAACUUCUACACUCCCCAACAUAUCACAAGUGGCACAGGAUGCAGACAAUAUCAGUAUCAUGGUGAGAGAUACAGGACCCAACACUGUUAUAAGACUGAGGGAGAUGACGCAGUCCAGGAUUCUGCAGCCUUCUGUGUCCCUUGUGUUGUCGACAGUUGCGAUAGAGCGAGAAGAGCUACCACCAAUACCAAGACAACCUUGGUACAAGUGUGGAUGUUUCCGAUCUCCGUAUCCUUCGAUCCCAGAGAGACCGAUGCACCGAACGGAUCUUUACUACACUGGCAGCCUUAACAGGCUUGAUGAAUACGUUACUAGGGAUAGAGACUUGGACUACCACUUGCAUGUGACUGAGGUUCCUACGUAUUUUGAGGUGGUACAGGACCUGACUCGCACCUACACAACGUGGUGCUGUCACCAGAUCUUGCACGGAAUUAGAUCACUACUAGACUACACUCUUCUCAAGUCACCAACAUUUGUUUGUCUCGCACUUUGUGGUUUUGCAAAUUACGUAGCAUUCUUCUUACCAUUUUUGUACGGCAAAAUCCACCUAGAGGAGAUGGGAGCAGGCCACUAUGAUACAAUGAUGGUAUCAACGAUCGGGCUGGGAAACAUGAUCGGUCGAGUGUCAAGCGGAAUAAUCGUUACUGCAAUACCGAGAUUCGGAGCCCGCACUACCGUGUCAGUGACCAACUUCCUUGCAGGGCUGGCAGCAAUCAGCUCCACUCUCUACAAUGUAAUAGAAUACCAGUUUGCAUGUAUGCUGAUCUUUGGACUAACAAUAGGUUUCUUUUCACCACUACGAAGUAUUAUAAUAGUGGACUUCUUGGGACUCAACAAACUCACAUCGGCCACUGGAAUGAUGAUUCUUUUUCAAGGAAUUGGAGCAUUUGCUGGUGCACCAACUGCUGAGGCAAUUAUGGACUUAACAAAGAACAUUCAUUCACCAUUCUACUUGUGUGGAGGAGCCCUGGUUUUUGGCAGCUUGGUACUUUGUCCUAUGAGAAAAUUGCAAAGAUGGGAGAAACGAAAAGAAAAAAAGAUACAGCAAAAUCAAAGACAAUGACUGCAUAUUUCAAGGCUGUACUGUGUGUAAUAAUUUAUCAAUAAACACAAAUUUAUUUCUACAGAACACUGUAAUAGAUCACAGUUUUUGCAGUAUGAUUAGUAUUUAUUUCAUUUUUUUCUGUCUAGUAAUCACAGCUGCUCCUGACUCCAAACUUAAUAGCCACAAUCUGUUGUAAUAAUAAAACCAGCUAGCUUCUGCCUUUAUCUGAAAAUCACUAAAACUACACAUGAAAUUUUAGAAACUACUACUAAAUGACAAUAUCAAAUUUGGAAAUGGAUUUGAUUAUUUAAUAAAAGAGAGUUAUAAUUACUUUUUUUCAUUCAGUAAUAAAAUUAAACUACAUUACUGCUUAUGUGUAACAUGUUUUAGAGGGUAUUGCUUUUAGACAAAAGCACUGUGACGCAGGGUAUUUUGUCUUAACUCUAAAAGUGGCAGUCAAAAGUUCUCUGGGUUCCAGCAAUUUUCACUUUUCAUACCUUUUCACUAAGCUAUAACAUACACUUAUUUCCAUACUCUAUACAUUAGUGUUAAUAUUUUUGCAAUCAUUAAUCGUCACUAAAUAUAUGAUUCAUCUAAAAACAUGCGUAAAAUUUUAUUACUA